Molecule: messenger RNA, 9082 nt
Organism: Thunnus maccoyii (southern bluefin tuna)
Lineage: Eukaryota; Metazoa; Chordata; Actinopteri; Scombriformes; Scombridae
Gene: ahctf1
Product: AT hook containing transcription factor 1
Exons: 40
Coding region: 289-8049 (2586 amino acids)
Source: RefSeq, a predicted model, not a curated record
AGCACACCAUCGCUGCAUGGAGUCUGCCAAAACCAACGGCGACGAAGAAGAAGUGCAUGGAGCACUUUCCAACCGUGGAAAUGGCGCUUUGCGUUGCUGAAGCCUGAAGUCAUAAGGAAGCGUUUCGGGCUUGCCAGUCAUCGGAAGCGUCUGGAAGGCUGUACAUGUGAACUGUACUUUACAAAGGAGCGGAUUAUGACAGAGAAAAGAAGGAGUCGAGAGAUUCGUCAAGGAAAACAAAACAUUCGUGGCUCCGAUAAAGCCGUCAACAUCCUCGGACAGUGAACAAUGCAUGACCUGACUGCCCAAGUCACCAGCAGCCUGCUGCCUUUCCCAGGAGUGACUGUAGAUGCUCUGGGAGAAGAUGAGAUCACUCUGGACUCUGUGCUUCAUGGGAGGUUCACUACUGGUCGUGGUGGGCUGGCUUGGCUGGCCUGUGGCCCCCAGCUGGAGGUUGUCAAUGCAGUGACAGGCGAAAGGCUGUCUGCAUACUGCUUCAGCGGUGGAGGGGAACAUCUACCCAAUAUCCUUGCUGCAAGAGACUUCAGCUGGCUCAAACGGACUGGAUUGCUGGUUGGCUUGGAGGAAGCAGAGGGCAGUGUGCUGUGUUUGUAUGACUUGGGACUGUCGAGGGUGGUCAAAGCUGUGGUUAUACCAGGCAGGAUUACAGCCAUUGAGCCGUUAGUGAGUUAUGGCGGAGCAAGCACCUCUACCCAACACCUUCACCAGAGUCUGCGCUGGUUCUUUGGCAUUGCUGCCGUCGUAACUGAUCUCGGUCACGUUCUGCUGGUGGACCUCUGUCUUGACGACCUGUCAUGCAGCCAAAGCGAGCUGGAGGCUUCAGACCUACAGGUAGUGACCAAAUCUCCAGCAGAGAUCCCCAGGCUUAGAGAAGUCAGUAACAGACAGGGCAGACAUCUUUGCCUCCAGCUAAAUGGGCCCAGUGGAGUUGGAGCCACAGCUCUGCAGUAUAUCUCCAGGACCAACCAGCUGACUGUGGGAUUUUCUGAUGGAUAUUUGCAGCUGUGGAACAUGAAGUCUCUAAAAAAAGAAUACCACUCCCAGUUAGAUGGUGGCAGGGUGCCUGUGCAUGCCUUCACCUUUCAGGAGCCAGAAAAUGACCCUAGGAACUGUUGCUACCUCUGGGCUGUCCAGUCUUCUCAGGACCUUGAAGGCGAUAUGGUCAGCCUCCGCCUGCUUCAGCUGGCCUUCAGUGAACGAAAGUGUCUAGCUUCUGGGAAGAUCCUCUAUGAGGGUCUGGAGUACUGUGAGGAACGUUACAGUCAGGAGUUAAGUGGUACAGCUUUUCCUCUCAGGGCGCAGACCACCAACACCCGCUUGCUCAGUUGCCAGACCAUUGAGAAGUUCCGACCCCAUCCUGACAGGGAUGACAGCAUGAAUGAAGUUGCGUCUCCAGACACCAGUGUGUCUAUCUUCAGCUGGCAAGUCAAGGCUUAUGGUCAAGGAACCCCGUCCACCUUUGUUGGAGUUUUUGACAUCAACCGUUGGUACCACGCACAAAUGCCAGACUCAUUAAGAACGGGGGAGUCUCUGCACAAUUGUCCCUACCUGGCAGUUUGGUCUCUGGACCCAGUGGUGCAGAUGGUGUCUCCUCACGUCCUGCUGGAUGUGGUGGUGCAUGACCGCAGCCUGAGCAGGGGCAUGCCCUUAACCUGCCCCCCACCAGAACAAUACUUUAACUCUACCACGUACAACUUUGAUGCUACCUGCUUGCUCAACUCUGGAAUUGUGCACUUAACCUGCUCUGGGUAUCAGAAAGAGACCCUGAGCUUUUUAAAGAAAGCUGCUCCUUGUUCCAGUGACAUCAUCUCCACUAGCUACUCACGCUGCCUCAUGUCCGGCCUACUCUCAUCUCGCCUGGCUGACACCCAGGCCUCCAGCCUCUCUCAGGAGGAGCAGCUGGAUGCCAUCUUAUCCACAGCUGUAGAGACCAGCUCCUUGGGACUGAUUACUGGCUGUAUCAAGCAGUGGACCGCAGAGGAACAACCAGGCUCUGCACUGAACCUACGCUACAUCCUAGACUGGGCUUGGAACAAAGUAGUCCAGACCAAGGAGGAACUGGAUGGCAUCUGUGCACCACUGUUUGACAGCUCAUCCAACUUCACAGACCCUCAGACCAUGCAGCUGCUACAGCACAGCCAGAGACUGCUGGGUAACCUCAGUACUAUCUUCCAUUGUCUGCUCAGUGAAGCUCAGGAGCUCACCCAAAAAGGCCUGUUGGGUCUGAUGAACAAGAACAUGGUGUCCAGUCUAAUUUCCAAGUAUGCAGAAGUCGUCCUCUGGUUCUGUCGCACAGGCCUGCUGCCUGAGGGAUCAGACGAUGACGCUCUCCAGAUCUCCAGGCCUUUCUACACCCACUCAGUCAUCAGCAGCUAUUACACUAUACGCCGAGAGGAGCUCACCAGACUGGCUAAGGGCAAGUGGUGUGCAGACUGCCUGAUGAUUGACGGUUUGGUUGGUCAGUGUGGCGAACGCUUGACCAACCUGUGGAAAAGGGAUGAAGGUGGGACAGGGCAAUACCCACCACCUACGUUGCAUGCCUUGCUGGAUAUUUAUCUACUAGACAACAUCGAUGAAGCUGCCAAACAUGCAAUUGUGAUUUACCUGCUGCUGGAUGUCAUGUACUCCUUCCCUAAUAAGGAGGGAGCAUCAGUAGAGUCUUUCCCCACAGCAUUUGCCAUCCCUAUCGGACUGGUCAAACUAGUGCAAGGCCUCUGGCUGCUGGACCAUCGUGACCACCAGAGUUCCUUCGAGCGGCUUCUGCAUCCUGCCGCCUCUCAGUGUCAUUUUGAGUGGCAACAUGAGCGUGUCUUGCAAGCACUGAUGUGCCAGGGCCAACACUCGGUGGCACUACGAUACUUCCACGUAACAAAGCCCCCAAUAUCCUCCACCUCCCAGGCCAAACUCUGUCUCUCUGUAUUACUACACAACAGGUGUCUCAUAGAGGCAUGGUCCUUACUUCGGCAACACUCUAAUCAUCUCAACAUGGGUGAGCUGCUGGGCUUCUUGUAUGAGAGCUGCCAGGAGCUGGGUCUCAUCAAGGAGCUACUCAAACUGCCCCUGGGCCUCACUGAACAGGAAUGUUUGGAGAAGUUUCUUCAGGGUACAGGGGGUCUCCAGAACAGAGAACUACUGAUGGUUCAUUACCUUCAGCAGGCCAACUAUAUACCUGCCCUCCAACUCAACCACAGCCUCAAGAUGAACCUAGUGAAUGAACGAGACCCAAAGCUUAAAGAAAGAAGCAACACCAGGAACUCUAUACUGGAUCAAUAUGGCAAAGUUUUGCCCAGAGUACAGAGGAAACUGGCAAUGGAGAGGGGCAAACCCUACCAGCAUCCCCAUACCAUCCACAAAGAAGUGUCUCGGCCACAGCCACUGUCCACCAUCACCAAGCGAUCUGCCAGUGAGAAGGUGAUGUCCAGGGCUGGCUUCUUCAACAAUGUUCUGACCAAGAUUGAAGAGGUGUGGUUAGGAAAAGCCACACCACAGUCCUCCCCUGCCAGGAGUCCCAGGGCAGCUGAAGUUCUGAGCCCCAGUCCCAAGCCUUCCUCCCAGGCCCUUCCUGAUCCGUUCUUGGGAACUCCAAUCACCAUGUCCUCCAAACGAAAGUCAAGGCUGAUGGACUCAGUGGUUCUCCCCUCCUGUCAGACCCCUCAGUCUCUUCUCAGCCCUCCCAGACCUCCCAGCUCUUGGGUUUCUCCAAAAAGCAUCAGCAAGGCCCCUGAACUCAGUCUGCUGCAAACACCCCAAGUUGUCAAGCGAGCUCGUGCCUUGGCUGCUUCUGGACCUGUGUUUUCAGCCUACAACCCCCCGUCUAUCCUGCGCAGCAGCCUGAGGCCCACACCUGUCGGCACCCCUUCUGCAUCUCCAGGGCGCUCUAUAACCCCUCCACUCCGCAGCAAAGAGAGCAGGAUCACCUUUAUUGAAGAGGAAGCGUCUCCUGAACCAGAAAAGGGCAUCCGCUGGACCAAUGGGAUGGCGGCAGACAGUGAAAUUAGCUUGCUGACCAGAGGCUCCACGCUGUCUAAGGCUACUCGCAAGACCUGGUCCUUACAGCCUGCUGAGGAGGAAGAAGAUGGAGAUGAGGAAGGGGAACAACAUCAUGUAAAGUUCUUGCCUCCUGAAGGUGGCAUUCCCUCACCAGAGCUGAGAUGCUCUGAGAGCCAGUCAUCCUCCAUCCAUGAAGUCGCUGAAGAGAAUAGACCAUCAGAUGCCACACAGGCACGAAUUAGCUUGAGCUUUGACACCAGCCAGACAUCUUUCCAGUCAGCAGACGUCACUCUAGAGUACUUUGAUGCACCUCUCUCAGAAGACCAGGAAGGAGAAGAGGGGCAUACAGCGACAGAUAAGGAAGACGAGGUAGUGAUAGUGAACUUCAAAUCCCCAACUGAAGAAGAAGAACCAGAGCAAACCACUGAGCAAACCCCUCUCUUGACAUCAGAAGAUGCACAGACAGAAGGGCAAGAGCUGAAGGAAGAUGAAACAUUUGAGGAUGUGAUGGAGGUGGGUCUUGAACAGGAGGAUAAAAACGAGGAAGUUCAGUCUAAAAAGGAGGAUGAGCAGGAUGUUGGGUCAAGUGGCAAACAAGAAGAUGCUGCAAUUCUUGACCAAGAAGAGAUAUUUAGUCAUCAAGAAGGUUUUAACGAGAUCACUGAGAACACGGACUCUGUCCCUGAGGCAGAAUCUCAGGCUCAACCUGAUAAUACUGAGGAGGUGCAGGACGUCCAGUCAGAUGUCGCUGAAUCCACAGAGUUGAUUGAGCACCUGAAACCAUCUGGAUCCACUGACCCCACAAAUGAUCCAGCAGAAGAGCUGGAGCAAUCAACAGAUCUGACAGACUUUGUGCAGCGACAUCUGUUUGGCGAUGAUCUGUCGUCUCCUCUCACCCGCUCAGGAAUCCACAACUCAUCACAGACCCAGACAUCCUUCAACAGUGAGACCCCAGGCGCGGAUGAAGAGGAAGAGCAGGCUGCUGCCGAAGCUCCCCCAGUGUUCACCAGCCAAAAAUCUACUGCCUCUGUGACCUCCUCAGAGCCAACUGGCACAGACUCCCACUCUGUUGUGAGUGUGAACGAUAGUGAAGAACUUUCUAGCCCCGAGUCUGAGGAGGAAGAUGAUGAUGAUGAGGAAGAGGAGGAGGAGGAAGAGUCUGAUCAAGCUGAGGAGGAUGAUGGUGUGGAAGAAGAGGAGGAAGAGGAGGACUCGGGUAGCGAGGUGGAGAUCAUUGAGGAGGUCCAGGGUAAUGGGAGACUUCCACCCCUCCAACCCACUUCAGUCUUUGUACCACAAGGACACACCCACUUCUUGCCAACUCUGUCAGAGCAGGAGGCUGCUGAGUUUUCUCUGAUAACACCCGAAGCAGAGAUGAAGAUGGUAGAAGAGGAAAUGGAGGGUGAGGUGGUAAUGGUGAGACUUGGAGCAGACGGUGGAGAGAUGGAGGCAGAUGAGGAUGAAGGGCAAGGGUCGUCCUACAUGCAGCUCAAACCCUCCACCACUCUCCUGGUACCCCUGGAACUUGUGGAGGGACAACACGACCUGGUUGAUGCUGCUCAGCUCAGUCUUCCUGAGCUUCAGGAAACUGUUGUGGCAGAGGACCCGAGGUGUGAAACUCACAGCGACUUCUCUCUCAUGCUGGAUAUGGAUGAAGUUAGGGAUGAAGAGGCAGACACCCUACCUAUGGAGAAUGAUCUGCAAUCCUCCAACCUUCCCAUGGACUCUCCAGUAGUGGAGGCUACUGAUGAACUUGCGGCCAAACCAGAGGUUAUUCUUUUGGGCACAGAUGACCAGGAAGCUCCCUGGUCUGAAGAAGCACCAGAAGAGGACAACAAGAAAGAAACUGACACCUUGGAUGGAAUUGAGCUUGAUGGUCUAACAGACUCAGAACUCCAAACCGACCUACAGACUGAAUACACUGAGGCAAACCAGAAGAUGGAAGUUGCUGAAGAGCAGAAGGAUGCUGAGUUAGUAAUGUUGGCUGAAGUUCCUGAAUCUGCAACUCUAUCAGUCUCUGAUCCAGCUCCAGUGGAAGAACUCCCAGCAAUUGUGGAAGGCAAGGAUAGUGAAGAUUCUAUGCCAAUGAAAGAUGCUGUUGUAGAGGAGGUGGAGGAGGAGGAGGAGGAGAACAAACCAACACCUGCCGAGGACCAGAAAGAGCCUGAAGAGAACGGGCCUGUUGAGAUUGAAGAAGUUGCCCACAGUGCAGAGACGGCGACCUCUGUGGAGGAAGAGGAGGAGCACCAGGACCACAUAUCCUCAACAGAAACUGAAGAGGAUAACAGGGAAGAAAUUAAGAAGGAGACAGAAACAAAAAGGAGAACAAGGGGAAGAAGGAGAAAAGAUGAAGAUGUUGAAGAAGAGAAACCCGUGCAGCAGCCAGAGGAACAACCUGUGCCAGAGACCACCUCCUCUCAAAGGAAGAAGAAAGCUGCUCCUACUCCAACACGGAGAACCACGAGAGGGAGGAGGACAGUUACCUUUAUCUCUUCCCUCCCGGAGGAAGCAGAGGUGCCAGAGGAGGAUGGGAAUGUAGAGGAGGCAGAAACAACCCUCUUGAUCCCUGCUUCACCUAGUCGUACACCCAGAAGGGGUAAACAGAACAAAGAAACCAAAGUCCAAGCCAGCCCACCUCGAAGAAGUACCCGCAAAGCUCAGCCUGAACCUCCUAAAGACCAGGCUGAGCAGGUGGAGGCCAUGGAUAAUGAUACUACAGUUGCAAGUACCUCCAUGGCCUCUUCGCCAGCCAGACGACGGGCCUCUCAGAGAGCUACUUUAAGCAGGACCAGUCAAAGGACUCGAGGUGGUAGUGAAGAGGUGCCUGCAGCCACGGAGGUUGAAAUCAAAGAGGAGGAGGAGGAGGAACAAGUGGAUGAGGUCUCAGAUAAGAAGGUUUCUCGGCGAACAAGCUCUAAGACUCCUACCCCAGCCAAACGCAGGACCACUCAGGCAAACACUCCAAGGAGGUCCAGCCGCAGAAAUUUGAGUAGCAGUGAGGUGACGCAAACACAAUUAGAGAUGGUGAAAGAGGAGAAGGAACAGGAGGAGGUCUUCGUUUCACCUGUCAAACGCAGCACCAGAAAAACUAAGAUAAAGUCACCGGAGCCAUCCCUGUCAGAGGAGGAAGAGAACAAGAAACAACAAGUUUCCAGCCCCGGCAGGACAACUCGUCACUCCAACCGUAUCACCCUAAAUGUUUAUCCACAAGUGAAACUGGUUCCUGUAUCACUUCCUCAGAGUGCAAGGAAGAAGAGAGGAGAGACCAUUACUGAAAACAUGAAAGCAGAUGAAGAUGUGCUUGAGCCCAAACUUAACAGCAUUGCUGGUCGCACCAACUCCCGGCGACCAACUAGAAGCAAACUCUGGGACCACCCUGAGGAAGACCUUCCCUUACUCGAUUCCCCGUUAGAGGUCGAUUCUGAAACCCCUGUUGCAGACGCCCUCAUCAAGAGGCUCCAGGAUGAAGAACAGAAGCAGGAGGGAGGAGUGGUCAUCAGAAAGAUGGUGAGAUCCAGCAAGAGGAGUACGAAGUCGUCAGUGGAGCAGGUUCACUCGCUGCCUCCUGUGAAUGACAGCCUGGUCCCAGAACCUGAAGAUGACGAGACUAGCCCGGGCGAGCAUUCAUUCAUCUAUUCCCCCUCACGAAGAAGAACAAGAGCUCACAGAGCAGAGUCUCCUGGCCCAAGUGAAGAGUUUUCAGCACCUGUUACUCGCAACAGAAGAAGAGCUGCUUCUGUUGCACCUGAGGAUGAACCUGCUUCAGAACAAGAUAAUGUGGAAGUGGAGAAAGCAGCAAGUGUUUCUAAAACCAGAAGAACCGGCAAACGAACAGCCAAAUCCAAGGCUGUUUUGGAGUUGCCUCCGUUAGCAGAAGUGGACCUGAUCUCACCUCUGCCUAGCCCAGCUGAUCCGCUCCCGAGAGCACAGAAGAGGACUAAGGAAGCAGAGGUCCCGACCUCGAGCAUUAACCUUCGACGAAAACGCAUAAUGGACACCGUUUACACCAAGCCAGUCACCCGGAGGAAGAAACUCUGAGGAGGUCGGUUGGUGGUUUAAACCAGUGAACCUCAGACAGCCACAUGAAGAUCUGAACCAACUCGACCAGGAGCUGUCAAAUAAACGCGUAUGCCCAAAAUAACGAUGGUUCUCGUUCCUCAAAAGCCUCACAGUGCUGCAGUUGUCUUUGUAUACUGGCGUUCCUCUAGGUCAAUAAAAUAAUAAAAAUCAAUGUAGGCAUGAAAAUAUUUUUGGGGUUAAAACACACUGGUGGAAGCAGUGUGAAAGAGGACUAUAUAUUUUUGGAGUUUACAUGUCCUGCUCGUAUAAACUUGACAUCACUUGAUACUGUAUCUGUGGCCGUUUUGUGUUGGACAUUUUGCAACGCUCGUAAUAAUCAGCUUAAUUCUCUGGGCUCAGAAUGGCACAAGGGAAAGCAAUCGAUAUGGGUUUUUUUAGGAGCUCCCAUUAAUAAAAUCAGACUGAACUAAACUUGCCUCUGAUAAAGAGGCUUUAUUUACAUUCUCUUUUAUUUUAGUUUUUUUGUUGUUAUUUUAAGAUUUUGAGGCCUGCUGUUUUUUCUAUUUAAGAAGAAAAGCAACCAACCCAGUGGAGAUGAAACAUUUCUACUGAUACAUUUGUAUAUAGUUUUUUGCUAUGUUCCAAAUAAAGUUAAUAAAUAAAUCCUAAAGAAUUAUGUUCAUUUUGAAGUUUUAAGUGUCUCAAAUGCAUUUGAUCAUCUAAUCAGAUUGCCUAUGCCAUAGUCUUAAGAUUUAAAUUGAUUUGGGGGAUUUUCUGUGAAAGAGUCACAGAUUUGUACACUAUUGCCAACAGAUUUGGACUGUUUUUGUAUGUCAUGGGAAUGUUGUAUAUUGUAAAAGGAGAAAAAAAAAAGACUUGCACUGCAGUUUGGAGUUGUUAAACUUGUUUUGGGACAUGUUAAUAGGCUUGUUUAAUUAAGUUUAUGGCAACCACCAUCUGACACAGGCUAUUUUCUGAUGAAUGUAUGUAGAAUGUCUUAUUUUUGAUGACUGCUCUUUGAUAAAUAUGGUAAAGCUUGAAUACUUCUCUA